Molecule: messenger RNA, 603 nt
Organism: Acanthosepion pharaonis
Lineage: Eukaryota; Metazoa; Mollusca; Cephalopoda; Sepiida; Sepiidae
Source: the annotation of a GenBank genome assembly
AUGCGGGGGGGGGAGACCAAACUGAUCCCCUUUUUCUCUAAUUCUCUCCCUUUCUUUAUCUCUCUCUCUUUCUUUCUCUCACUUUCAUUUUCUCUCUUUCUCUCUCUUUCUCUUUCUUUCUCUCUCUCUCUCUAUAUAUAUAUAUUAUUUUUUGGGGGUGUGGGGAAUUGUAAACGCUGUGGUUUUUAUUAUGCGCAUACUCUAUCUAUCUAUCUAUCUAUCUAUCUAUAUAUCUAUCUAUCUAUCUAUCUAUCUAUCUAUCUAAGUUUGUUCAUUAUCUAUCUAUCUAUCUAUCUAUCUAUCUCAGUUUGUUCAUUAUCUGUCUAUCUAUCUCAGUUUGUUCAUUAUCUGUCUAUCUAUCUCAGUUUGUAUCUAUCAUCUGUUCAUCUAUCUAUCUAUCUAUCUAUCUAUCAGUUUGUUCAUUAUCUAUCUAUCUAUCUAUCUAUCUAUCUAUCUAUCUAUCUAUCUAUCAGUCUGUUCAUUAUCUAUCUAUCUAUCAGUCUGUUCAUUAUCUAUCUAUCUAUCUAUCUAUCUAUCUAUCUAUCUAUCUAUGUUAUGCAUUUAUUUAUUUUUGUGUUUGUGUGUCUGCAGGAAUACUCUUGA